AUGAGCAAUAUCAGCUCCGAAGCGACGACCACAACUCCUUCAUACUCGACAACCCCUUUACCCUCGAUAUCUCCCUCGACAACACAUAAUGUUCGAGUGCCUGGAUCAGAAAUAGUGUUACCGUUGGGCGUCUCCCUAAUAACAUUGAGCUGUAUGUGUACUUCCUAUGUGAUAAUUCGAACACUUAUACGAUGGUGGAUUACUCGAAGAUCGUUGUCGAUGGCAUUGAGGGUUCCCUUUUACAUUGCAAUCUCUGAUUUUGUGCUGGUAUGUACGUAUCUUCCAAACCUGGUAUAUUCACUAAUCCACGGUCACCCGUGGCCAGAAGCUCAAUGUCGCAUAAUAGGUGGUUUCACAUUCUUUUUCAUCUCAUGUAACAUGACCCUUGUGGGCUUAUUGGCUUUCCUCACCUACCUGAGAAUAUGUCGGAGAUGGUAUCUUGAUCUGGGCAAAUACGACUACAAGUUAUUCUCCGUUAUCUUGGUGUCGUCACUCGUGUUCACCAUUGUUGGGAUUCCAAGUUUUGGAACUAGUAAAUACUGGUGUUUCACAAAUCACAAUAACGCAAUAAUGCCAAUCAUAACCCUCGUCCUGAAUUUCACCAUACUCUCCGUCACCUUAUUCUCCUAUACCAUGACAUUGCGACAAAUCAACUCUAUCAACUUCCGUCGAGAUAACGGGAACAAGUUUGACACUGUUGCCACAAGGUCGAAACAAAUUGAACCCAUAGUGAUUAGGAAGGUUAUCGGUUACGUACUCAUAUUCCUGCUUCAGUGGACGCCACCAAUGAUUUACGUGUUCGGUCAAGUGAUUAAUUAUGACGAAAUGUGGAUCUAUAUCGUAACAGAUGCCACCAUAAAUCUGGGCGGUGUGGGAAAUAUGAUUCAAUAUAUCAUUAACGAAGGAUGGUGGGAUGGCUACGGGUCAUCAUCUGGCACCUCUGUCGGCUCUAACUCCACACCUCCGACGCAUAAUAUUUUUGGUGGUACCUUAUCCUCGUCUGUCGAGAAUGCUCGUAAAUCUCGUGUUAAAGUGAAUGCGGAUGGUAACUCCCUUAACGGUGAACUGUCGCCAUCGAAGAUGUUCCCGUCUGGACACAUUUCUCAGAUAACUGUGGAAGAGGUGGUGACCGUGGUAAUCGAAGAUUCACCUUCAACGCCAUCCACCCUUGAUGAUGUAGACCUCAAUGAUGGUGAUGUACCGAUGUUGUUUCGAUCAAGACCAAAUUCCUGUGUCACGUUCAGCGUAGAUAGAGAGGAUGCAUCAUCCCGUAUGAACUAUAAUUCUCCAGUUUAUCCAAUGAUGAACGCACCUUCACCCGCCAUAACUACUGCUACACCCUCGACAAUUAUAAGCGCCACACCUUCACAGACAAUAAGCAACACACCCUCACAGACAAUAAGCAACACAUCCUCACAGAAAAUAAGUACAACCUCGUCGCAAAUUACCAAUAAUAAAGGCUCAAGUACUCCCAUUGCUGACAACUCUGAUCGAAUCCACGUAAGUGAACUAGAACAGGUCAUAAUACGUCAUGACAAAGCCUUGUUGAAGCACGGUGGAAAUUUGGAAAGACAAGGCAGUACCAUGCUAAAUAGAGAUCAUAGUUUAAAAGGUGCUCGUAGUGUGGAAGAAAUUAAUAGAAGCAUUGCUAGCAUUCAGAGUUCGAACUACAAUGGAAAUGCCAAUGUUGGAAUUGCCGAAGGUGCAGGAAAUGGCGGCGUGAAUCGAAGCAAAAGCCUCAACAGUGGAAGUUUGAGUCGUGGUGGAAAUGGAAGAAGUGAAAGCGAGAGUAGCAAUAAAGACUCAAAUAGAGGCGAGGGUGUGGUCAACGAGGAAGAUGAUCAUCUUUUUAUGUAA
This is a messenger RNA of Acaulospora morrowiae, 1857 nucleotides long. Lineage: Eukaryota; Fungi; Glomeromycota; Glomeromycetes; Diversisporales; Acaulosporaceae. The record is from the annotation of a GenBank genome assembly.